Molecule: messenger RNA, 1263 nt
Organism: Symbiodinium sp. CCMP2592
Lineage: Eukaryota; Dinophyceae; Suessiales; Symbiodiniaceae
Source: the annotation of a GenBank genome assembly
AUGCACACGUUUUGGGGCUUCGGGUUCUCCAGCGAGGAGGACUCGACUGUAGAGGCCUUGCCACCGGAGCCAGCAGUUGCCAAGCGCUAUGAGACGACGCCAGCUUCCUCCCUCGGGCCUCCGCAAAAGAGCCGUAGCUGGGCCAGUAGCGUCCUUGAAAGCUUCCGCAUGGACACCAGGUUCGAGAGCCGAGCAACGAAAUCGCCGGGUGAAGAAGAUCUCGAGAGUUCCAGCCUGGAAGCCUUUCGCAGUCUGACGCGUCGUGCACAUCAACUCCUCGCCCGGCAGCACCAUCGGGCGUUGGUGAGCAGGAGGAGGGCGUCUCAUGAGAAUUCCUACGCCACAGAGCGGCUGAUCUUGGCCGAGGCUGAGGCUGAUGAAUUGGAGGAGGUCCUGAAACAGCACAGUCGAGCUUUGGGAUCUUUGGGAUCUGAGGAGCACGGCAGUCCCUCUGACAUCUGUGACACGGAGCGGCUCACUAUGUCCGGUUGGUCAACUUCUGCGGCAUCUUCUGCAACGAAGCCCACGGAGCUGCUUUGCAGAUGGGAGUCCGAAGAUACGGAGGCACGGCAAGAGCUGGAGUCCCUUCAGACAGUGAUGUCGCAGACCGCUGCCGAGCUUCGCUCCGGCUUGCUGCACCUGCCCUCUUCGCCAGAUUGCGAUUUCGCCUCUGGUCAUGGCAACGGCGGCCUUUGCCGAGUUUUGUCGGCCGCCCUGCCCCAGCUCGUGCAAAGUUGCGCAGAUGCCAUGGAAGUGGGCAGCAGCGAAGAUGACUGGGCAGGAGCCGAGGCCAGCCUCUUCGAAGCGCUGGUGCAAGUGACGUCUCUUGCACCGUGUGAGUCGGCCUCCGACUUGGAUUUCCAGCUCCAAGAAGACGCCUUUGGCUCGAGCCAUCAGCUGAGCGCCAGCCCCGAGGAGCAGCGCGACCAAGCGGCCCUCCAAAAGCUGCUGGGGAGGUUGGAUGCGCUGAGCCAGCAACUUGAGCUGGAAGCCCCCAAACACCGGAGCAGCCAGAACCAGAACGCUUCUUCGGGUCCGGGCAGCGGCCAGCCCACGAACGCAGCCUCGAACAGUUUCGCCUCUGCGACUCGCCUGGCGGACCUCGAAGCCCAGGUGCAGAGCCUCGUGGCCGAGAACCAGGCUCUGGAAGAGCAGCUGUCGGGGCGCUUCUCCGAACCAGAGCCGCCGAGUAAGGCCCUCCCAGCUUUGGAUCGGGUGGAGCUGCCAACCGGGCCAGCCCUGCCACGUGACGCAGGCCCUUGA